Messenger RNA from Solanum verrucosum, 1610 nucleotides. RefSeq names its product heat stress transcription factor A-3. The transcript is spliced from 2 exons. Gene Ontology annotation, cellular component: nucleus. The record is from RefSeq and is a predicted model, not a curated record. Bases 1 to 1503 code for a protein of 500 amino acids. Gene Ontology annotation, biological process: regulation of transcription by RNA polymerase II. NCBI's taxonomy places the organism in Eukaryota, Viridiplantae, Streptophyta, Magnoliopsida, Solanales, Solanaceae. Gene Ontology annotation, molecular function: DNA-binding transcription factor activity; RNA polymerase II cis-regulatory region sequence-specific DNA binding.
AUGAACCCAUUUGAUAAAAAACAAGAAUCUGAUACUAAUACAAAAAACCCCUUUUUGACUGAAAUGGACUCUGAAUUUGCUGCGCUUUCACCAAUUUCACUCCCUUUUGCUGACCCAUCUUCUCCUUUUAUCAAUUUUGGAUCUUUUGCCACUCCUUUGAGCCAACACCCAGUUGGAGAAGGAGAAGGAGAGGGAGGAGAAAUUGAACAGCCAGCUGAGGAAGGAUUGGGUGUGCCGCACCCUAUGGAGUGUUUACAUGGGAUACAAAUUCCGCCAUUUUUGUCAAAGACUUUUGAUUUGGUUGAGGACCCUUUAUUGGAUUCGAUUAUUUCUUGGGGUAGAAAUGGAGAAAGCUUUGUAGUUUGGGAUCCAGUGGAGUUUUCAAGAUUGGUUCUUCCUAGGAAUUUCAAGCACAGCAAUUUCUCCAGCUUUGUUCGACAGCUUAAUACAUACGGAUUUCGCAAAAUCGAUGCUGACAGGUGGGAGUUUGCAAAUGAAGGGUUCUUGAGAGGGAAGAGGCAUUUGUUGAAGAAUAUACAGAGGCGAAAGUCACAUCAGGCUGGAAGUUCUUCUGGAUUAUCUGCUGAAUCAGGGAAAGGUACUAUGGAUGAGAUAGAGAAACUCAGGAAUGAGAAGAGUUUGAUGAUGCAGGAAGUUGUUGAGUUGCAGCAGCAGCAGCGUGGGACAGUUCAACAAAUGGAAUCUGUUAAUGAAAAGCUUCAGGCAGCAGAACAAAGACAGAAGCAGAUGGUUUCAUUCUUGGCCAAGGUGCUUCAGAAUCCUGCAUUCUUGGCUCGUGUUCGGCAGAUGAAGGAGCAAGGAGAAAUUACUUGUCCAAGAACAAUGAGGAAAUUUGUUAAACAUCAGCCACAUGGUCCGGAUGGAGUGGGGUCGUCUUCCAUGGAAGGGCAGAUAGUCAAGGUCAGGUCUGACUUUCAAGACCUUGCAGCAUGGUUUGAGAACCCAGAUUUCAAUCCAGUUGUGGAUCAACAACUCCCAGAAACUGGUUUAGGAGUGGAAGCCAUGCCUUUUGAAGGUGGUACUGUUGCAUCUGAGGGACUGGCAGUAGCACAUGAACUUUUUAAUUGUUCAGAUCGGGAAAUAGGAGGAGCUUCAUUCUUUAACCCCGAAGGCUCUCAUUUCAAAGGGAAGAAUGUAGCUAGUCCUCAAUUAGAAGUUAUGCCUGAGUACUUUGCCUCUUUUCCAGAGGAGAUGGGGAAGGAGAAAAACAUUUCAGGAUUUUCCUCACCAGCUAUUGGAAGUAUGGUGAAAGACGAGGAACUUUGGAGUAUGGGUUUUGAAGCCAGUGCUGGCGCCGAGUUAUGGGAUAGUUGUAGCAGCUAUGUCCCAGACUUCGGUGUUAGCUCUGGUUUGUCAGAUUUGUGGGAUAUAGAUCCCUUGCAGGCAGCUGGAAGUUCUGGGGUUGAUAAGUGGCCAGCUGAUGGGUCUCCUUUUGGUCAGUCUGAAAGCCAUGCCAACCAGCCCAAGAAUGAUAGUUUUUAGGAAAGAGUACCCUUGGGCCUUCAGUGUGCCAUUGGGAUACUAGCCAUCAUUUAGUUGAUGGGACAUAAUAUUGAAUGAGUGAUUAUAAAUAUUUUAGUUGAUAAUUA